GCUGAGUGCCAGCAGAACUCUUCUUCCUCUCGUUGGACGCUUCCUCUCCUCUUCCCUUCCUGCCUCUGAGAGGCAGUUUUUGUUUUUAUUUUUUCUCCUUUCCAUGGUACAGCGAGAGAGCUCUUCUUCCAGAGUUGCUUUGGGAUGGAUGGUAGUGGAGAAGAUCAGCAUCAACGGCAGCAAGAUUUGGAGAAGCAGGGCCCCUGGGUUCUGCCUACGCCUUUCUCUGAGAAAAAGACCCUCAUCUCAGACAAUGGCCAGGGGAUUCCUGCCCGCAAUUCAAUCUCUCCUGAACUAGGCAGUGUCCCUCCCGCCGGUGGAGGAAGUUCGAGCUCCGGUUCAAGAGGUUUCGGCAUUCCAGAACUCUAUAGCUCAACGUCUGCUACUUCAUGUUCCACAGCUUCUGUUCACAGUUACAAUGCCAGUGCGCACACAAUACCCGUGAUCAAUCCAACGGCAGGUUUUUCACAAAUACCCUUCGGAGCGUUUGCUCAGAUAGGUCCUGACAAUAAGCUAUCCUUCUCGCCGAAUCACUUUCUGGUAAAUGGGAAAGUCUUGAUGAUUUCAAGUUUCUCUGACAAGGAUGCUAAAUAUCCUCAGAAUGGUCUUUCUGCUCCAUUUCUUCCAAAUCUUAAUUUCCUGCCAGCGGAAGCAGCAUGCAUGAGCAUACCAAUGGCACCAGCCAAGGGUAAAGAAAUACAAGGUUCUGCACAUGGUGAACUGGAUGGUUUCGUUGAGUUAAACAGUAAGGAGAGCAACCUGGAGACCGAAGCACUGCAAUCCUCAGUAGAGGAGAAUAACAACAAUGUUUCCUUAAAAUUUUUAGCACCUGUAACCCCAGAUAAGAGAGUGCAAGAUUGUAUUCCUCCACAGGUGAUUAAUUUGGUUGGUCAAGAGUCAAUUAUUGGGGAAAAUAAUCAGGAGCUACGUGAUCAACGCUCAAACUGCAAUUCCUCAAUGCCAACAACUGGAACCAAGCAAGGCUCUUGUACACAACAGGGAGUCGAACGGCAUACACAAACAUGGUCGGCUCCUUCUCAACAAUUGGAAUCUGGAAAGGAUGAGCAUAGGAAUGAUCAAGGAUUAAGCUCGAAAAGCACACGAAGGCAGAAGACAAGAAGGAAAAGAUACAUGCCAAAGGUUUUUCAAGAGGGAAAGCCAGCAAAAACCCCGCGGCCGGUAACUCCAAAGCCUGUUACCCCCAUGCAAGUCAGGAAACAUGAAAAUCAGACCAGUAAGAGGAGUUAUGUCCAGAAGAAGAAAAGCCUAAAUUCUUCAGACACACCCCCACAUACUAAAAGAGAAAAUGAUGACAUAUCAAGUGCAGAAGGAACAAGUGCUGAUCCGCGUGUUGUAAAUGGAAUCAAACCAGUCAAGCGGAGGUUGAAUUUUGAAUCUGAAGGUGGAGCAGCAAAUGUAAACCUAGAAUCAACAAUGUCCAAUGCACAACCUCGGCGUAGAGGGAGACCUAGAUGCACUCCUACUAGCUCCAGAAGUAGAUCAAUGCCAAAGCUCAGCCAAGGAAUGGAAGUGGUGGUGGAAAAUUCACCAGGUUGUAUGGUAUUUGAUCUCCAUCAUUCACUAAACCAAAUGCUGCAAGGCUACACAAUAUUGCCAAAAAUUCCAAACUCGCCACCUCAGUCUUCUAAAAGGGGACCAUCCAAAGAAACUUUGAAGCAUUUUACUGGUAAUGCAAAUAUUGUGAGUAACCCCAUUUGUGGUCUACAACCAAAACUGAAACUGGCCAAGAAGCAGGUAAAUCGAAAUGGACAGGCAGAUUCAAUUUUAAUAGAGGACAAUGACAAGGCAGGAACAAAACGUGACUACAGUCAUCUUGAUAGUUCUCAAACCGGUUGGACACUUUCAAGAGAUGCCCACUUCAUGCAGGCCAGUAAGGAGAUAAAUCAGGCUAGCAGAUGUGAUGAAACAAGCAGCCACAGUUCAUACUCCCAAAAGAUGCAUAAAAGGAUGAGGACAGAGAAGCUGGAUUUUGAAUAUCCUCAAUUUAUGCAACAUUGUUCCAAAGAGUUUGCAUCUGCAGAUGCACAAAAGUCACUGAUAUCAGAUAAAACACAAUCUCCAGAGUGCACAUUGACAUUUGGCCCUACCAAAAGACCGACAAAGAAGAGAUCAAAGAUACCAGUCCGAGCCCGUAAAUUAACUUCUACUGCUACCAUCAUAGACUGCAAUCAACUAUUGCCAACUCCUGAAAAGCCACCUGAAGCAUGCAUUGAAGCCUUGUUUGCAGACAGCUGUAUGAGGAUGAAAAGAAAAAAGCGCACAAGAAAGGCACAAGCUCAUCUUGUCAAGAUCAUGUCCUUAAAUGCGGAUCAUGAAAGUAAGGUUGAGCCAUGCAUUUACAGUUCUCUGGAGCAAAAAUCUGUUGGAUCAACUGCAUCAAGAGAAGAUUUUCAAGAAAAGAAUUUGCAUCAUCUUCAAAUCAUUCCCGUACAACAAUACCCGAUUAGCAACCAUGUUCAAGAACCGCCCUACACGUGCCCAAUGUCUCAAGCAAUUGUUCCAUACAUAAUUAAUAUGAAUGAUGUUAUUUGGAAGGUACAGGAACUGGACAUAGAUGCGGGGCAGGUGCACAGUGCAGCUGAACCACAAAAUGCUCUUGUUCCUUAUGGUGGCAGUAUGAUUGUUCCAUUUGAGAGGCCCUUUGAUACCAGCAAGAAACAGCGUGCACGGGCUAAGGUUGAAUUGGAUGAUGAGACACAUAGGGUAUGGAAGCUUUUGAUGGGGAAGGAAUGCAGUGAUGAAGUUGAAGGAUCAGAUGAGGAUAAAGAGAAACGGUGGGAAGAAGAAAGGCGAGUUUUUCAUGGCCGUGUGGAUUUGUUCAUUGCACGCAUGCGUCUUGUCCAAGGGGAAAGAUGCUUCUCUCCAUGGAAAGGAUCGGUAGUUGAUUCUGUGGUAGGCGUAUUUCUUACUCAGAAUGUUUCAGACCAUCUUUCGAGCUCUGCCUUCAUAGCCCUUGCUGCAAGAUUUCCUCUUCGGACAAGGAGUAACAAUGCAGAUCCCAAUGCAGAAAAUAUGAACAGAACAGAAAAGCAAGAUGGAAGCAAUCUUGCUUCUGAUGCUGCCAAUUGUCAAGAAAAAGGGUUCUGUCCGGAUGUGUGCGACCAGGGUCCUGUGGAGAUCCGUGAUGCUGAAAAUAAUGUGAAAGAAAGUGAAAUGGGUAGCACUAAUGAAUCAAUAAGAUGCAAUACUAGAGGUAACAAGGUAGAUGAUUCAAAAGUUAUAGGUUUGGACAUCCACGUAAGAGAGCCAGAGAUAGGUUUUGGAACACCACACUACAGAAUAGACACCUUGGUUGCAGUAACAGGAAGCACAGAAUCAGAAGAUAGACAGUCCCUCGAGGACGUAGUUUCAUCUCAAAACUCUGUUACUUCACCUGGAAUCUCUUUAGACUACCUAAUUCAGACAACUGAUCUAGUAGGAUCAACUUCGGGGUUAUACUCUGGAGCCAAUUUAUUCAAUGGAAGUACAUCGAAUGGUCUGGGGAAUACUGCAUUACUUGAGGAGAAUGUGUGCAUGGCAGAUACUACCCAAAAACAGGAAAUGGACAAGCAUGGCAAUGACAGAGUUCUGUCAGAAGAAAAUUGUAGUGAAUAUAAUAAGGAGGCACAUGAAGGGGGUGAAAAUAUUGCAAAGACUACUUAUGGGUUAAAUAAUCUCAAAAGUGCUUGCAGAUCAAUUAGUUAUGCACCUGACUGCCAUCUCAAAUGUUCAGAACAUAAUACAAGUGGUGUGCCUUCUGUUCCUUCUGCAACUUCUCCUUCUGACAACUUGAAUUUCAGGUCAGUGGGCAUGGAGAAUAUCAAUGUUGUAAGAGAAGAAAACAUUUCAAACUUGCUAUUUACUGCCUCUGAGACCAUCAAGACUAAUAACAUCAAACACUGUAACCUUUCAUCAGAAAAUACAACUAAUUCUGCAGGCGAGCAAUCAGCAUUGCUCUCUAAAAUAACAGAAGCAGUUGAUUCAUGUGCAUGCAUAAGCAGAUAUUCCUUGCAAUCACCAACUUGCUCAAGGGAAAAUCAAGAUAGAGUUAACGUUCAGCAGGAAGAUUUCCCAAAUGAAAAUGCUCAACAUGUAUUUGAUGAUCAAGCUCAAAUACCAUACAUCCAGGAGCAUCAAACAUGUUUGAACUCAUGUAAUAAUGAAAGGGAAACUUUAGGGGCUGCCAAGACAGUUGAAUCUAAUUCAAAAGAUGAAGUUUGCAGUUCCCAAAAUGUUCCAACAGAAACAGCCAAAAGCACAUUAAGAGCAAAGAAGGCAAAAGUUGAGACUGAAAGGCCAGAGACUUUUGACUGGGAUAGCUUGCGAAGACAGGCAUAUUGCAAUGGUUAUCAGAGAGAGAGAAGCAGUGAGAGAAUGGACUCACUGGACUGGGAAGCAGUUAGGUGUGCAGAUGUAAAUGAAAUUUCUGAAGCCAUUCGUGAGCGAGGAAUGAACAAUGUUCUGGCUGGGCGAAUUAAGGAUUUCCUUAACCGUUUGGUUAAAGAUCAUGGAAGCAUCGACCUUGAAUGGCUAAGGGAUAUUCCACCAGACAAAGCAAAGGAUUACCUCCUAAGCAUACGAGGAUUAGGACUGAAAAGCGUUGAAUGUAUUCGCCUUUUGGCACUUCAUCAUCUAGCUUUCCCAGUUGACACAAAUGUUGGUCGCAUAUGUGUAAGGUUGGGAUGGGUACCACUUCAACCCCUUCCUGAGUCCCUUCAGUUGCAUCUUCUAGAACUGUAUCCUAUGAUGGCAACAAUUCAGAAGUUCCUUUGGCCCCGGCUGUGUAAACUUGAUCAAGAAACACUGUAUGAGCUACACUAUCAAAUGAUUACUUUUGGAAAGGUAUUCUGUACAAAAAGCAAGCCAAAUUGUAAUGCAUGCCCAAUGAGAGGAGAAUGCAAACACUUUGCAAGUGCCUUUGCAAGUGCAAGACUUGCACUCCCAGGACCAGAGGAAAAAAACAUAGUGAGCUCAACAACUCCCCUUGCCUUCAGAAAUGACAAUAUUCACAUUUCUAAUCCAGCACUCCUACUUCAACCUGAGGCAAGCAAUUUCUCACAAGGGGUUACUGCUAAUAAUUGUGAGCCUAUCAUCGAGGAGCCAGCAAGUCCAGAACCAGCACAUAUGGAAAAUCUUGAAACAGACAUUGAUGAUGUAUUUUAUGAAGAUCCUGAUGUAAUUCCUACAAUCAAGCUCAACUUUGAGGAGUUCAAAAGGAACUUGCAGAAUUAUAUACAAGAUUAUAGGAUAGAGGACCAAGAAGGUGACAUGAGUAAGGCUAUAGUGGCUAUCACUGAAAAGGCUGCUUCAAUCCCUAUGCCUAAGCUAAAGAAUGUGAGCCGCCUCCGAACAGAGCAUCAAGUAUAUGUUAUUCCAGAUUCACACCCUAUAUUGGAAGGGCUCGAACAAAGACAGCCUGACGAUCAAUAUCCCUACCUCCUCACUAUAUGGACUCCAGGUGAAACUGCAGUAUCAACUGAGCCACCAGAAACAUGUUGCAACUCUCAAGACACAGGUGAACUGUGUGACAAUAAGACAUGCUUUGCUUGCAGUUGUAGACAAGAAGAACAGGCUCAAACAAUCAGAGGCACAAUUUUGAUACCAUGUCGAACUGCAAUGAGAGGAAGAUUUCCGCUCAAUGGCACUUAUUUUCAGAAAAAUGAGGUAUUUGCAGAUCAUGAGACUAGUAUUUCCCCUAUUCAUGUUCCUAGGAAGUGGAUAUGGAACCUGCCAAGGCAGACUGUUUACUUUGGAACAUCUGUAACAUCAAUAUUUAGAGGUCUAACAACAGAAGAGAUACAGCAAUGCUUCAAGAGAGGAAAUAUUUGUGUGAGAGGGUUUGAACGAGAAACAAGGGCUCCAAGGCCACUUAGUGCAAGACUUCACUUCCCGGCAAGCAGAGCACCGAAGAACAAGAAGACACCGGUCAAGGAAGCAAAGAAGUAGGUUAAGCAAAAGAUGGCAGGUGAACAGCCCUUUCAAAGAAUGGAUCAUUGACCAGGAUAUUCUUAUAUGGCACCUCUAUAAGAGAAGCCAACCAGAUGGCUUCACAUGGCGCUCAUUCAGAAAACUAGUGUAAUCUUUAACAUGCUUAUUAUUUCAUUGCAUUCUAGAAAAGGAUCAUUCGUGUUGGAAACUGAAGGCAUGGUGUAAACUAGUGAGAGAGGGUGGUUAUUUCAGAAACUGAGAAGUUCCAAUCAAUUUGCUCUGUACAAUAUGUAGCAUCCGAGAGGAAUUGGCCCAUUCGGCGGUUUCCACCAGAACUUCUUGACAGAGGAAUGUAGUUUAAUUCCAAUUAUGUUUGAU
Phoenix dactylifera (date palm) is the source of this 6306-nucleotide messenger RNA. RefSeq names its product protein ROS1A-like. Lineage: Eukaryota; Viridiplantae; Streptophyta; Magnoliopsida; Arecales; Arecaceae. The record is from RefSeq and is a predicted model, not a curated record. Gene Ontology annotation, molecular function: DNA N-glycosylase activity; DNA demethylase activity; 4 iron, 4 sulfur cluster binding. Gene Ontology annotation, biological process: chromosomal 5-methylcytosine DNA demethylation pathway; base-excision repair.